AUGUCUAACCCCAUCAUUCGUCGAAAGAAGAAUGUCAAGAAGGGAAUCCAGUUCUCCCUCAUGGUCUGCGGGGCAUCAGGAACCGGCAGAACCACCUUCGUCAACAUGCUGUGCGGCCGCAGGGUCCUAGAUCACAAAGACGCAGAUGAACCAAGCAGCGCCCACGCAGAGCACGGGCUAGAGAUCAAGCACAUAACCACUGGUAAAUUCACAAGUCCUCGCAUGUUGGUAGGCGCGAGGUUAACUUUGAUCGGCGAUCCAGAGGUAGAGCUAGACGAGGAGCACACCUGCGUCUCCCUUACCGUCGUUGAUACGCCUGGUUUUGGAGACGACAUUGACAAUGAGGCCAGCUUCUCCAAAAUCCUCGAAUAUCUCGAACGACAGUAUGACGACCAUUUCGCGGAGGAAACGCGCAUCAAACGCAAUCCUCGCUUCAAGGACAAGAGGGUCCACGCCAUGCUCUACUUCAUCACGCCGACAGGCCACGGCUUGCGCGAACUCGACAUUGAGCUCAUGAAGCGGCUCGCUCCGCGCGUCAACGUCAUUCCCGUCAUUGGCCGCGCCGAUUCCCUCACCUCCGUCGAGCUAUUGCAAUCCAAAAAGUUGAUCAUGGAGGACAUCGAGCACUACCGCAUUCCCAUAUACAACUUCCCCUACGAUGUCGAGGAAGACGACGAGGAGACAAUUGAAGAAAACACGGAGCUGCGGGGCAUGAUGCCGUUCGCGAUUGUCGGCAGUGAAGAAGUCGUUGAGAUCCAUGGCCGGAGAGUCCGCGCCCGACAAUACCCCUGGGGAAUCGUGGAGGUUGAUAACCCAAAGCACUCGGACUUUCUGGCCGUCCGAUCAGCGCUGUUACACAGUCACCUGUUGGACCUGAAAGAGAACACGUACGAUUUCUUGUACGAGAACUACCGCACUGAGAAGCUCUCGAAUAUCAUCAAUGACGGUGACGGAGGGAGGUCGCCCAUGUCUACAGAAGACCUGGUUUCUCGGUCGAUGCGCCUGAAAGAACAGCAGCUCCGGAAAGACGAACAGCACUUGCGCGAAGUCGAGAUCAAGAUUCAGAGGGAGAUAGAAGAGAAGCGGCAAGAGCUGCUGGCUCGUGAAGCCCAACUGCGCGAUAUGGAGGCCCAAAUACAACUGGCUGAACGGGUUGCCGGGGUUGGUGUGACUCAGACAGACGAUGCUGGUGAUAGGUAG
Messenger RNA from Colletotrichum destructivum, 1200 nucleotides. Its product is annotated as Putative septin, P-loop containing nucleoside triphosphate hydrolase. Lineage: Eukaryota; Fungi; Ascomycota; Sordariomycetes; Glomerellales; Glomerellaceae. The record is from RefSeq and is a predicted model, not a curated record. Gene Ontology annotation, biological process: intracellular protein localization; cytoskeleton-dependent cytokinesis. The transcript is spliced from 6 exons. Bases 1 to 1200 code for a protein of 399 amino acids. Gene Ontology annotation, cellular component: microtubule cytoskeleton; cell division site; septin complex. Gene Ontology annotation, molecular function: molecular adaptor activity; GTPase activity; GTP binding.